Messenger RNA from Dermacentor andersoni, 9189 nucleotides. It is a transcript of the gene Tao, whose product is annotated as Serine/threonine-protein kinase Tao. Gene Ontology annotation, cellular component: cytoplasm. The record is from RefSeq and is a predicted model, not a curated record. Gene Ontology annotation, biological process: protein phosphorylation. NCBI's taxonomy places the organism in Eukaryota, Metazoa, Arthropoda, Arachnida, Ixodida, Ixodidae. Gene Ontology annotation, molecular function: ATP binding; protein serine/threonine kinase activity.
AAGCUUGAGCAGCCAAUGGAAUUUUACAUAUGUCUUCAGCACGGCGCAGCUUGACUGUUUUCUUUUUACCGAAGUUUUCACCGCCACAUAAAGAGCGUAACGACAAUUUGCAACCAAGAAAACUUGAACGAGUUCUCGUCCGAAAUUCUGUGCUUCCUUCAUCGACAGGGUGCAUCUAGCUUUUCUUCUGAAGUGUCGAAGUGCGCAUGUCAACAGUACGCCAUUUUUGAUCUGUGUUGGGUCGGAAGGGCGUCUUUCGUGGUGAAUAAAGUGGACAAGAACCUUUCCUUCUCAGAAGAAAACGACGCCGAGCAAUUUUCUACCUUUUUCCAGUUGAAAAAUAUGCUGAGAGAUGUAGAGUUGGCAGGAGUGCCAUGGGUAGGACGGGCUGCGAGCGCAGGCCUGUAGGGGGCCCCCCUGGGGGACUGCAGCCCCGGUAGUGGGCACUGCCAGCCCCCCACCCUUUGCUGCCCCCUUCCACCUCCUCCUCGGAAGAGAGAGGAGAGGAAGGACCUAGCAGCAUGCCGUCCUUCUCGCGCCUCGGGAACCUCAAGGACCCGGAGCUUGCCGAGCUAUUCGACAAGGAUGACCCCGACAAGAUCUUUGUGGACCUCCGCGAGAUCGGCCACGGCAGUUUCGGGGCUGUCUAUUAUGCCCGGAACGUCACGACCAAAGAAGUUGUGGCCAUUAAAAAGAUGUCAUUUACAGGCAAACAGUCAACAGAGAAAUGGCAAGACAUCGUCAAAGAAGUGAGGUUCCUGCGCCAGUUAAAGCACAAGAACACAAUAGACUACAAAGGAUGUUAUUUAAAAGAGCACACCGCAUGGCUUGUCAUGGAGUACUGUCUUGGGUCCGCAUCAGAUAUCAUUGAAGUUCACAAGAAGCCUCUGCGGGAGGAGGAGAUCUCUGCUAUAUGCAAGGAUGGCUUGCAAGGUCUGGAGUACCUGCAUUCACUGGGCCGCAUACAUAGAGACGUCAAGGCUGGCAACAUCCUGCUCACCGAAAAUGGCACAGUCAAGCUUGCGGACUUUGGCUCGGCGUCCAUGAUCUGUCCGGCCAACUCCUUUGUGGGCACGCCGUACUGGAUGGCGCCCGAGGUUAUUUUGGCCAUGGACGAAGGCCAGUAUGAUGGGAAAGUGGAUGUCUGGUCCCUGGGGAUCACAUGCAUUGAACUGGGUGAAAGGAAGCCUCCCUAUUUCAACAUGAAUGCCAUGAGUGCCUUGUACCAUAUCGCCCAGAAUGACUCGCCCACACUCAGUGGAGGGGAAUGGUCGGACGUCUUCAGGCAUUUUGUAAAUUCCUGCCUGCAGAAGAACCCUGCAGAUAGGCCCACAGCCGUCAACCUAUUACAGCAUCCAUUCAUGACGCGGCCACGCUCAGGCAAGGUGAUAGUAGACCUAAUCCAGCGGACAAAGGCAGCAGUUAGGGAACUGGACAACCUCAACUACCGCAAGAUGAAGAAAAUUCUCAUGAUUGACUCGCAAGAGAACAACGAGGCCAACGCAGUGGAGGCUGAGGAUGACUCGACAGAGGACGACCAAGUGAGCACGGGGGGCAAUGGGGGCAGCAGUGCGGGCAACGGUGGGGGCGAAGGCAGCAAGAGCAGCAGCCUGCGCUCCAACCAGAGCCAGCAGAGCAGCAGCAAUGUGAGCGCGGGCAGCCACAGCAGCAGCACCAGCAGCCUGCCCCCAGCCUCGGAGAUGGACUCGUACCCACCUUCCUCUUUCCGGCAUCCGAGGGACAGUAAUUCAUCGUCAACCAGCUUGAAUAGUACAGAAGCAGGGGCCACUAAUAAUUUUGCAACGAUACGGACAACAUCUAUAGUGACACGUCAAAUGAAGGAGCAUGAGCAGGAGAACCAGAUGCAUGAACAAAUGUCGGGCUACAAGAGGAUGCGGCGCCAACACCAGAAGGCGCUAGAGCAGAUGGAAGCAAAAUGUAUACAAGAGAUGGAUGAUCACAAGCAGAAGCUUGACAAGGAAUACGAAACUUUGUUACAGCAGUUUAGUAAAGAACUAGAAAAAUUACAAAUGAAGCACCAACAGGAUCUAGAGAAAAAGCUGAAGCACAACCUGGCCGGGGAGAAGCGGCUGACACGCACCAUAGCGCAGCAGCAGGAGGAAGAGACGAAGCGCUUCCAGCAGCAGCAGAAGGUUGAGUACAAGUACCUCAAAGAAAAGCUCAAGAAGGAGCUCAGUGACGACAGCAGUGGCGGGGGCGAUGCCGCCCUGCGGGGCCACAAGGCGCAACUGCAGCAGCGACAGGCAGAGGCCCUGGCUCGGCUGCAGCGGCACCAGGCAGACUAUCUUCAGCUGGAGGUGCGCAAGUACCGGCGCCGGCGCCUGCUGCAGUACCACCGGCUCGAGCAGGAGCUGCUCCGGGAGGAGCUGGCCAAGCGGCAGAGCCAACUAGAGGAGGCGCACUCCAUGCUCCUACGGCACCACGAGACCACACAGGAGUUGGAGUACCGGCAGCAGCGGGGCGUCCACCAGCUGCGGGAGGAGCAGGUGCGCAAGCAGCACCAUACAGAGCUGGCCAACCAGCACGAGUACUGCUCGCGGAGAGAACGGGAGUUGCACAAGCGGCACGCGCAGGCCGUCAAGCAGCAGCCCAAGAGCCUCAAGCACAAGGAGCUGCAGAUCCGCAAGCAGUUCCGCGAGACGUGCAAGAUCCAGACACGCCAGUACAAGGCGUGGAAGAACCAGAUGCUGGCCUCAACACCUAGGGACGACCAGAAGGCGGUCAUCAAGAAACUCAAGGAGGAGCAGAUCCGCAAGCUAGCCAUCCUGGGCGAGCAGUACGAGCAGAGCAUUGCCGAGAUGCUCCAAAAGCAGUCGAUCCGCUUGGACGAAUCUCAGGACACAGAAGUGCGCCAGCUGAAGGAGCAAUUGCAACAGGAGUUGGAGCUUCUCAUGGCCUUCCAGUCCAAGAUCCGCAUGCAGGCCGAGGCCCAACGCAACCGGGAGCGCCACGAGCUGCAGGAGCGUGUGUCGGUGCGCAGGGCCUUGCUGGAGCAGAAGAUGGAGCUAGAGAAGCAGCAGUUCCAAGAAGAGAAAGCUGAGCGGCAACGACUGCUGUGCGAGCGGCAGUUGCGUGAGAUCGAGGCCUUUGACGAGGAGAGCGCCCGCAUGGGCUUCAAUCCGGUCGAGAUAGCGGAGGCCUCCCGGGAGUCCUUAGGUUCGUCGGAUGCAGACAGCCUGGCUGGCAGCACCCUCAGCCUAGCCCACAGCAACAGUGCCAGCUCCUUCACCCACACGGCCCUCUGAGGCAACUCCCCCUAUCCUCACCUCCCCCUCUCCUCGUCACACAUUGCAGUGGUCGGUCACGGCAGUCUGCCACACUCACGCAGGCCAGUGUGGAGUUAUUCAAACACAAUAUUGCCUGGUGCAAGGGUGGUGUGCCGCAUGCACUAGGCUGUCUUUUGCUUGUGGACGCAACUUCCCGCAGACCUCGUGGGUAGUAGGCACUAGAAAGAAGUACAACACCUUGGCCAGGAUUUUGUAGCGAUACCUUUUCCGAUGCUAUUCCUUUUUCACUUUUCACACAUCAUCAGUGAUCAUAGCGACGCUUCGUCCGCAUUACCAGUAGGAUCAACCGGCCGUGAAUGGUGGUUGAUAUCAGUUGCAUAUAAUCGAGUGGAAGGAACCUCUAUAAAAUCGCAGCCCUAUUCGUUCAACUGUUCAUUUGUCUGAAGAAAGUAUUCAAGGUACUGCAGUCAUUGCAGAGAUUCAAGAUUUCUUUACAGUAUAAAGCAUGCGAGAACUGUGAAAAAGAAAAAGAAUUCUUUUAGUGCCAGAAUGGAGGUGCCACACUUGAGAUCUGCGAGAAGCAGCGAAUGAAGUGUGUGUCAUUGCUGCUCAUGGUGACGCCUACUCUGGCAUGCUUCCCAUUUUGGAUCAUACCUCCAGGUGCUAUGUGCCUGAAGCUGUGCAGUACAAGGUUGUUAAAAGGCUUGUCUUGCCGAGUCGAUUAUGUUCACUUGGGAGGAACUUUCAAGAACUCCUCGCUCUGCUCAGAUAGGCAGUGUGGAGAAUAUUGCUCUCUCUCUCUCUCUCUCUCUCUCUUUCUCUCUCUCUCUCACGCUCGCUCACACACAAUUUCUUUUUUGUUGCAAUCAAAUGGUAGUUUCGCAUGCCAUUGUGACAGAAUGGAAUUUCUUUAUAGAUAAACCUGCAGCUGGUCAGUCCUCCCUAAGUGUUGCAAUUCAGAGCUGCAAGCAGGACAUGCAUUCCAGGUCAUACUAGCACAUUCUGCACUGUUUCGGUUAUACACUGCAGUCAAAUAUUGAAGAAGUUAGGUGAAAAAAUCUUGUUUGUUAUAUCGGAUGAUUAUUAUAAGAGUAGACACGAUUGGGUCCAGCAGUUAUAUUUCUGGGGCUUCCUUUUAGUACCAGAAAGGACCAAGCCGUUACUUUAUUUAUAUAACUUCCAUUUGCUGUUCAUGAAUGAUGCAAGCACUGUUGUGCAUCAGAUGAAUCAAGUGUACAAAAGAGUGUGAUUACUAGUUGCUUUAGGAAAUGUUUUAAAUUUUUUGUUGCCGGUUUACAUAUUUUAAGCUACCACUGGGAUGGUAUGCCAACAGGCCCUGCAUUUUUGGCUACAUUAUAAGAGUAGAGCACUAAUUUCCCUGAGGCAUAGCUAACGAAGCUUUAUAUUUCCUUUGUUGUAUCUGAUAGUUCGUUGCAUUAGUGUUUGUUAUGUCAAAAUUUGACUGUAUUACAUUUAGCUGCCGUAAAGCUCACAGUGCUUAGGUUCUUCACGUUUAUGAAGUGACGCUGCUGGUUAUACUUUCAGCACUGUGGUAUCUAAUGCAUGGAAGGAGGGUGCCAGAUUACUGUGUAGUCCACAUCAUAUGGAGCACUGCACCAAAUUCUUUUUUUUAUCAUGCAGUGCUGUUUAAUUGCUACUACAGCUGGCAAUAUUGCCCCGUUUGUGGAGUCGGGCCUAUCAUUUUGUUCAUGCCAGCGUCACCUAGUUUAUCAUGAAGGAAUUAAUGAAUGCAUCAAUUAUUUUUGUAAAGCUAGUUAUGGCCUAAUUAAUUGGAAAGAGGUGUGUAUGGGGCACAGGAGGGAAAAGGGACAGUCUGGGAAUCAGUGGCCAUAAAAAUAUGCAUAUAUUAUUAUAAAUUUUAGCUCACUUACUGCGAGAGGCAGUUUUGAGGCCAUGAAACAAGAAGUAGGGAAGAAGUUAAAAUGCUUAUAGUACAGCUGGAACAAAAUCUCUCUCUCUCUCUUCUCUCCCUCCUUUUGGUCUUGUGACAAAAACACACACACACACGAACUUCUGAAAGCUUUGGUACUUGAAUAAGAUGAGGAAAAGCCAAUUUGAAAUUUGAUAAUCUAGAAAAUGUUUUGUAUCGUAAUGCAUAAGGAAUUGUGUGGCUCAUCAUUCUGCCAUAGGGUGGGGUCUGAAUGCUCAUCGAAGACAUGCCUUUUAGUUCAGCAUAGCAAUGCAGUAAAGCUGGAUUGUAACACUUAUCAGGAAAAGUAUGUUUAGCUAAUCUGUUAUGUCUUCAAUAGGUAUUGUGAGGUGCAAACUGCAAAAAAAAUGGUCAUAAUUCACAGCCAAAGCCUCCAGUCUGCAGUUAAGAACUGCUCUGUUUGGGCCCCAUACUCAAUUCAAGAACGUCCCUAUCAGUUGCAGGCUUCAUAUUUAAACCGUAAAGUUCUUGCAUUUCUUCCUAGUUUCUGAAUCUCGAACACCUUUGCAAAAUCCAGCUUUAUGUGUCCAGCUGACCUGGACCCCUUUUAGAUGGACAGCUUCACUCGUGGUUUUGUGCAUACAGCGCAGGCAAGCUUACGGUCAAUUCCACUGGCUGGUUUGAAAUACUAUUAAAAAGGCAUGCUCAUAUUGUAGGCUCAUUUUGUGGAAGAUGCAGUAGCUUUUACUGAUAUAUUUAAAACUAGACUGUCUAAUCUAGUGACGAAACAUGUGACUGUGCGCAUAUUCUGCUAGACGAGCACCCAUUCUUGUCUGCGGAGUGGAAGAAGAAAUGGUUGCUCCCCAAAUGAACCAGCGGAAUUCUCCAUUUAUUGCAACACUUGUUUGCUCCGUACGUGAUUUCAGUUUGUUCGUGGCACCAUGCAACAGCGAGCGAGCGAAGCGCAUUGUCACACGUGCACACACCUCCGCAGUCUGCGCAUUCUCGUUUAUUAUAAACCUGACGAGACAGUAACCAGAUAAAGAAAUGCUGCCAGGUGUUUAUGGCUGGCCCUGGCCUUUGGUGGCAGACUGCCUGGACUGUCCCGUAGGUCUGACCAUGUUGAUGAGUGAUUGCCCCCUUUACAAAGCCCUUCUUGUUGUUGUAACUGGCACCCCGAGGCUGCCGUGGCAUGGUUGGUGGAGUGUUGACCUGACCCUUGGUUGUUUUCCUCCCCCGAUAUUUUUGGUCAGUGCAGUGCAUUCUGUGUGCAGGGCACGCUGCCGCGCAUCCCACUCAGGAGUGCCAUUGAAAGGUGGUCUGUAGUUCUUUUUAUUUUUUUUAAACAAGUGUGGCGGGGAGAGAAAAGUGCGAAUACUAUAGGUCGAUUUUCUUCUUUCUGGUGCGUUACUUUUUUUUUUUUCAUUCUCUUUUUUUUAGCGCUUUUUUUCCUCUGCCCAUUUUUUUGUCUUGAAACCCAUUCAUUUUUUUUUUCUAAGGGCAUGCCAUUUUACGGUGCUAAAAACUUUUAUUUUUUAUUUUGAAUGCUGUACCCAGUGCCCUCUGCGUCCUUUACAUAGUUUCCCUUUUAGUGCGACAUUUUUUUCCAGCCCCCCCCCCCCCCCCCCCUUUUUUUAUAAUGUGCUUCUGUUGGCCUUUCUUGACAAACAAGGCUGGUACCCUUCCCCUUCUCCCCUUUCUUUUCCUUUUUAAUAGGACUUACUGUGCUCUACUCCUUGUGGCCAGUCCAAGUAGUCUUUGAUUGGUUCAGUUUUCUUUUCUUUUUUAAUAUAUAUUUCAUUUUUCCCUCCCCCUUAAUUUUUCUGGUGCAAAGCUGGCAUUGACAUUCAGUGCCUCUCAGUUCUGGCAGAAAUAGUAACUUGGAAAAAUCCGGUGCAGUGUGCGCUGCCAAAGUCGCAAAGUUUCUUGGAUGCCAUUUUGAUGCCGUUGAGACACUGUAUGCUUCCUCUGCUCAGUUUUGAUGAUCAAAUUGUAGUAGUCUGAGGGGUGUUAAAAAAAAGAAAAGAAAAAGAGAGAUUCGUGCAGUGACAACUUGGUUUCUGGAUUGCGGCCGCUUUCAUGCAGCCUGCAAACCAUAGUUUUACUAAGUAAGUAAGAAUGCACAAAGUGUACAAACAUCUGUGCUAAAUGUUAGCAAUGUUGAAUCUGGCCACCCGGGUGUGUGUCAGGGUUUUUGAAGAAUAGCAGCGAAACUCUCAUCGUCAUGCAGGAGUUUUAUGUCUGUGAACCUCAGUCCUUUGGUUGUUUUGCUUUCUCUGCAAAACAAAUGUCCUCUCACACCUUAAACCAAGAUUUAUAGAUAGCCUGCAUGUGCUAGCCCUUUGUCUGAGCAGCAGCUGAACAAAGCUUCUUUGGAUGCGACGCUGCCUGGGUAUUGACGCCCAUUUUAGCAGUCUUUAGGCUGUAGCUCUAAAGCGGCAACCGGACUGAAUAUAGGUUUGUCUGAUUUUGAAAAGCUCUAGGCAGGGCAGGUCGGGCUGUGCCAGGCGGCACCCACUCGCUGCCAAGUUCAAGGGCGCACUGCACUGCGGCGGCACCUUGGUGCGCCUUACCUUGCACCUUGUGCAACUGAAGAAGGAAGCGCAGGGUGUGCCGCGGCACAUCGAACAGUUGAGGACAUAAGUGCAGGGAAUAUUGAUUGCAUUGAAUAGACCUUAUAUUUCUGAUGUGUAAUUGAUGCAUUGUUGCCAGUGUGUCCAUUUUGCUCAGUGCCGUGACCGUACUGCGAUCCCUGUCGGAAUGUGUUCCCCGUGGUUACCAGUUGAAGCUGAUAUCACGCGGUGUUCAUUUUAACUCGUUAUAACAUUGUGGUUACUGUACUGUGCAAAAUGGAUAAUCCGGCGUCUUGUGACACCAAGCCCCCUUCAAAAAAAAGAAAAAAAAUAUAUUCAUGUGGUUGCCGCUCAAAUUUAGUGCAUCUCGAUUUCUGUGCGUGCAUACUGAAGAAGCUUCUCUUCUUAUUUCUGCUCGGAAUUGGGCAGUGGUGAACAGAGUUCAAGUGCCAUACAUUUCGUAGGUCUUGCGUUUAUAACAAUUUUGGCCUAAAAUGAAAGGAAAAACCCAUGUGACAACCCUUCCUACAAGCACACGCACACACACACACACAAAAGAAAAGCAACAAGUGCAGAUUUUGUAAUGCCUAUAUUAGAAGUCAGUGUCAUGCAGGUGCCAUUCAAUUUGCUGUUGCCAGCGAAAGUUUGCAAACCACGGUACAAAUUAAAAAAAUAUAUAUAUUACUGCAGCCUAGGCAUGCAACAUGCCUCCGGGGAGCUGGAAGUGUCCGAACUUGGGUGUCAUGUAGUCACUAAAGUGCCGCAUCCCUCAAUGUCUGGUUGCGUACACAAAGUGGCUUGGAAGCUUUAGUUCUUUCAAUGCUCCCACUGUCACAACACUUUUGCUGGUAACGGUACAAGAGAUUGCAGUACCACAAGUUGCUCUUUUUCUAAACAAAAACAAAAAAAAUGGAACCUUUUGGACGAAUGGCCAUUUGUUGCUGCACAUGCACUUGUCUACAGCGGUUGCAGUGAGCCCUGCUCGAUGGAAUUGUGGUCAUAUUUCUGAGAGCAGGAAAAAGAAAUUGUGAAAAGCUAGCGCACUGUUCACAUACAGCUCAAGAUGUUCUUGUGCACUUUGUUGCUGUCAUUUUAUACGAGCCUAGUAGAUGGAUGUUCAAGACGAACAGUCUUCCGUUUCAGUGACGAUGAGUGCUUGGAGAUUUUGUAAGCUGCCCAUUCCUUUUUAUGUCCGCCUUCUCUCUGUCCCUCAAUUUUUUAUUUUUUUUUCCCUAGGCACAUUAGAAGCACCAAACAAAGAAAAACUAUUGGGGCAUGCUACCUACACUUUUAUGUUGACCCCAUAAGUUUUUGUUUUUCUUCAUUAUUGUGUGCUACUACCAACUUGGCCCCUGCCCAACAGUUCUCCUCUUGAUGUAAAUAGUGCUGUAUAAAAAAAAUACAUCAACUGGGUUGUAUAGACAAGGUCACAUGCACCUUUGCCAGUGAACGAGCGAAUAAAUGAUUUCGGAAGAAA